AUGUCGAGCACGGCGAUUCACACCGGCACAGGCAGUACCGUCUCGGCGCGGACCAAGCCCGCUCCUCCGUCCUCCUCCUCCUCCCCCGAUACCAUCCUGACGCCCGCCUCGCGCCGCUUCGUGCCCACCGACCUGCACGGCAAACCGAUCCCGCACCGCCAGCGCUGGGCUUACUCGACGGCGGCCGUGUCGCGCGGUCGCCUUGGCUCGCAGGCCAUCAACGUCGUCGUCGUGCUGCUCUUUGCCGCCUGGCAGCGGUCUGCCGCCGCGCACCGGCUCUACGCCCACCUGGACGCGACGUACGGCGCGACCGCCGUCAACGUCUGGGGCACCUUCAUCGUCACCUCGGUCUUCUUCUGGGCCUGGGGCGGCAUCUUUGCGCUGGCCGACCUGACCGCCCGGCCGCGGUGGCUAUUCCGGUACAAGACGCAGCCGUUUGUGCGCGUGCCCGCCAGAGAGUACGCCUGGAUCUGUCUCAUCUCCCUCCGGAACCAGGUGCUCGUCGCGCUGCCGCUCAUCUACGCCAUAUCACACCUCGCACGCCCGCGUCCCGUGCACCCGGACGCCCUCCCGGGCUCGCUGCAGACCGUUGCCACCGUCGUCUUUGACACGCUGUGCACAGAGGUCGGCUUCUACUACAUCCACCGCUUCUUCCACGCCAAGCCCCUGUACGCGCGCUUCCACAAGCAGCACCACGAGUUCACCGCGCCCGUCGGCCUCGCUGCCACGUACUGCACCGUCACCGAGCACGUCUUCUCCAACCUCAUCCCCAACGCCCUCGGCACGCUCAUCGUCCCGCACCACUGGUCCCAGCAGUGCUUCACUUUCCUCUUCCUCGAGUUUGGCACCAUCUGCGCGCACUCGGGCUACAACCUGCCCGGCCUGCCGUCGAACCUGCAGCACGACUUUCACCACUUUGCCUUUGACGAAAACUUUGGGCCGACGGGGCUGCUGGACUGGGCGCACAGCACCAAUGGCAAGUACGUCGAGACGCUGGGCGAGGCGCUGGCCCGCACAGACGGCGACGAGGAGCGCGCGAGGGAAAUGGUGCUGAAGCGCCUGGCUCAGAUUGAGGUCGAGGCGGACGAGGCCAAGGCGAAGAAGAGCUCUUAG
Messenger RNA from Beauveria bassiana ARSEF 2860, 1113 nucleotides. RefSeq names its product sterol desaturase. The transcript has a single exon. Gene Ontology annotation, molecular function: C-4 methylsterol oxidase activity; iron ion binding. NCBI's taxonomy places the organism in Eukaryota, Fungi, Ascomycota, Sordariomycetes, Hypocreales, Cordycipitaceae. Bases 1 to 1113 code for a protein of 370 amino acids. The record is from RefSeq and is a predicted model, not a curated record. Gene Ontology annotation, biological process: sterol biosynthetic process.